AUGAGGUCAUUCUGGGAGCUCGAACACAUCGGUAUCACCGACUCAAAGACAGAGCUGUGCGACAAAGGCGAAGUAAUGCAACGAUUAGGAGAUUCCGUAAAAUACGAGAAUGGGAGGAAUGAUGUCAGCCAUCCGUGGAAGCAAAACGCUGACAAACUUGCAGACAACAAGGAUACGGCACUCAGUAGACUGCGCAGCCUCACAGCCCGUCUUAUGAAAAACCAGAGUCUACUCCAGGAAUAUGACACAGGCAUUCGGGAGUAUUUGAAGAAAGGAUUUGCCAAGGUUGUAACAGAGAGUGAAACCGUAACUGAACCGGUUUUCUACAUGCCUCACCAAGCAGUGAUACGGAACGACAGGAUAACGACAAAGCUUAGAAUAGUCUUUGACGCUUCAUCCAGAUAUGAGGACCAGCUUUCGCUCAAUGACAGACUAUCAGCCGGCCCAAACUUGAAUCCGGAUCUCACGACGCUGCUUUUGCGCUUUCGAUUGUAUAACAUUGCAAUUCUAGCUGACAUAGAGAAGGCGUCCUUGCAGGUGUCCCUUUCAACAAAGGACAGAAACGCACUUCGUUUCAUCUGGUAG
Molecule: messenger RNA, 585 nt
Organism: Ornithodoros turicata
Lineage: Eukaryota; Metazoa; Arthropoda; Arachnida; Ixodida; Argasidae
Exons: 1
Coding region: 1-585 (194 amino acids)
Source: RefSeq, a predicted model, not a curated record